Gorilla gorilla gorilla (western lowland gorilla) is the source of this 3263-nucleotide messenger RNA. RefSeq names its product membrane associated ring-CH-type finger 6 (gene MARCHF6). NCBI's taxonomy places the organism in Eukaryota, Metazoa, Chordata, Mammalia, Primates, Hominidae. The coding region runs from base 216 to 2948 and encodes 910 amino acids. Gene Ontology annotation, biological process: ERAD pathway. The record is from RefSeq and is a predicted model, not a curated record. Gene Ontology annotation, molecular function: zinc ion binding. Gene Ontology annotation, cellular component: endoplasmic reticulum membrane. The transcript is spliced from 26 exons.
CGCCCCUAGGUGUUCCCGCCCCUCCCCCUCCCGUGUCGCUCGCUUUCUGUCAGCCUCUCUCCCUCUCCCUCUCCCCUCUCCUUCCUCUCGCUUCCUCUCUCGCACCUGAGCGUACGCACCUGCCCGGGCCCGGCUCCCUCCUCCUCUCCCCUCACUCUUUCCCCGCCCGGCCGCGGGAGCCUCGUGGCUGCGUCACCGCCGCCCCCCCAGACAAGAUGGACACCGCGGAGGAAGACAUAUGUAGAGUGUGUCGGUCGGAAGGAACACCUGAGAAACCGCUUUAUCAUCCUUGUGUAUGUACUGGCAGUAUUAAGUUUAUCCAUCAAGAAUGCUUAGUUCAAUGGCUGAAACACAGUCGAAAAGAAUACUGUGAAUUAUGCAAGCACAGAUUUGCUUUUACACCAAUUUAUUCUCCAGAUAUGCCUUCACGGCUUCCAAUUCAAGACAUAUUUGCUGGACUGGUUACAAGUAUUGGCACUGCAAUACGAUAUUGGUUUCAUUAUACACUUGUGGCCUUUGCAUGGUUGGGAGUUGUUCCUCUUACAGCAUGCCGCAUCUACAAGUGCUUGUUUACUGGCUCCGUGAGCUCACUACUGACGCUGCCAUUAGAUAUGCUGUCAACGGAAAAUUUGUUGGCAGAUUGUUUGCAGGGUUGUUUUGUGGUGACGUGCACACUGUGUGCAUUCAUCAGCCUGGUGUGGUUGAGAGAGCAGAUAGUCCAUGGGGGAGCACCAAUUUGGUUGGAGCAUGCUGCCCCACCCUUCAAUGCUGCGGGGCAUCACCAAAAUGAGGCUCCAGCAGGAGGAAAUGGUGCAGAAAAUGUUGCUGCUGAUCAGCCUGCUAACCCACCAGCUGAGAACGCAGUGGUGGGGGAAAACCCUGAUGCCCAGGAUGACCAGGCAGAAGAGGAGGAGGAGGACAAUGAGGAGGAAGAUGACGCUGGUGUGGAGGAUGCGGCAGAUGCUAAUAAUGGAGCCCAGGAUGACAUGAAUUGGAAUGCUUUAGAAUGGGACCGAGCUGCUGAAGAGCUUACAUGGGAAAGAAUGCUAGGACUUGAUGGAUCACUAGUUUUUCUGGAACAUGUCUUCUGGGUGGUAUCUUUAAAUACACUGUUCAUUCUUGUUUUUGCAUUUUGCCCUUACCAUAUUGGUCAUUUCUCCCUUGUUGGUUUGGGAUUUGAAGAACACGUCCAAGCAUCUCAUUUUGAAGGCCUAAUCACAACCAUAGUUGGGUAUAUACUUUUAGCAAUAACACUGAUAAUUUGUCAUGGCUUGGCAACUCUUGUGAAAUUUCAUAGAUCUCGUCGCUUACUGGGAGUCUGCUAUAUUGUUGUUAAGGUCUCUUUGUUAGUGGUGGUAGAAAUUGGAGUAUUCCCUCUCAUUUGUGGUUGGUGGCUGGAUAUCUGUUCCUUGGAAAUGUUUGAUGCUACUCUGAAAGAUCGAGAACUGAGCUUUCAGUCGGCUCCAGGUACUACCAUGUUUUUGCAUUGGCUAGUGGGAAUGGUAUAUGUCUUCUACUUUGCCUCCUUCAUUCUACUACUGAGAGAGGUACUUCGACCUGGUGUCCUGUGGUUUCUAAGGAAUUUGAAUGAUCCAGAUUUCAAUCCAGUACAGGAAAUGAUCCAUUUGCCAAUAUAUAGGCAUCUCCGAAGAUUUAUUUUGUCAGUGAUUGUCUUUGGCUCCAUUGUCCUCCUGAUGCUUUGGCUUCCUAUACGUAUAAUUAAGAGUGUGCUGCCUAAUUUUCUUCCAUACAAUGUCAUGCUCUACAGUGAUGCUCCAGUGAGUGAACUGUCCCUCGAGCUGCUUCUGCUUCAGGUUGUCUUGCCAGCAUUACUCGAACAGGGACACACGAGGCAGUGGCUGAAGGGGCUGGUGCGAGCGUGGACUGUGACCGCCGGAUACUUGCUGGAUCUUCAUUCUUAUUUAUUGGGAGACCAGGAAGAAAAUGAAAGCAGUGCAAAUCAACAAGUUAACAAUAAUCAGCAUGCUCGAAAUAACAACGCUAUUCCUGUGGUGGGAGAAGGCCUUCAUGCUGCCCACCAAGCCAUACUCCAGCAGGGAGGGCCUGUUGGCUUUCAGCCUUACCGCCGACCUUUAAAUUUUCCACUCAGGAUAUUUCUGUUGAUUGUCUUCAUGUGUAUAACAUUACUGAUUGCCAGCCUCAUCUGCCUUACUUUACCAGUAUUUGCUGGCCGUUGGUUAAUGUCAUUUUGGACGGGGACUGCCAAAAUCCAUGAGCUCUACACAGCUGCUUGUGGUCUCUAUGUUUGCUGGCUAACCAUAAGGGCUGUGACGGUGAUGGUGGCAUGGAUGCCUCAGGGACGCAGAGUGAUCUUCCAGAAGGUUAAAGAGUGGUCUCUCAUGAUCAUGAAGACUUUGAUAGUUGCGGUGCUGUUGGCUGGAGUUGUCCCUCUCCUUCUGGGUCUCCUGUUUGAGCUGGUCAUUGUGGCUCCCCUGAGGGUUCCCUUGGAUCAGACUCCUCUUUUUUAUCCAUGGCAGGACUGGGCACUUGGAGUCCUGCAUGCCAAAAUCAUUGCAGCUAUAACAUUGAUGGGUCCUCAGUGGUGGUUGAAAACUGUAAUUGAACAGGUUUACGCAAAUGGCAUCCGGAACAUUGACCUUCACUAUAUUGUUCGUAAACUGGCAGCUCCCGUGAUCUCUGUGCUGUUGCUUUCCCUGUGUGUACCUUAUGUCAUAGCUUCUGGUGUUGUUCCUUUACUAGGUGUUACUGCGGAAAUGCAAAACUUAGUCCAUCGGCGGAUUUAUCCAUUUUUACUGAUGGUCGUGGUAUUGAUGGCAAUUUUGUCCUUCCAAGUCCGCCAGUUUAAGCGCCUUUAUGAACAUAUUAAAAAUGACAAGUACCUUGUGGGUCAACGACUCGUGAACUACGAACGGAAAUCUGGCAAACAAGGCUCAUCUCCACCACCUCCACAGUCAUCCCAAGAAUAAAGUAGUUGUCUCAACAACUUGACCUUCCCCUUUACGUGUCCUUUUUGUGGACUUCUCUCUUUGGAGAUUUUUCCCAGUGAUCUCUCAGCGUUGUUUUUAAGUUAAACGUAUUUGACUUGUGUUCUCAGCAUUCAGAGAGCAGCGGUGUAAGAUUCUGCUGUUCUCCCUGGAUCUUCUGACAUUACUGCUGUCUGAGAUUUGUAUAUGUGUAAAUACAAGUUCCUUGAUACCCUAAAACCUUGGAUUAAACAGAAUGUGCAUUGUACAUCUUUAAACAAAAUGUAUAUUAAUUUAUUAAAUCUAGUUGUCACUUUA